AUGCUGUUCCUGCAUGGCAAAAAAAUAUUGACUAUUAUAAUUUUUUUAUUGAUUAUUAUUGUUGAUUGUGGGAGAGAUUUUUAUAAAAUAUUAAAUGUUCCAAGAAAUGCAAAUCAAAAUCAAAUAAAGAAAGCAUAUAGAAAGUUGGCAAAAGAAUUACAUCCUGAUCGAAAUCAAAAUGAUAAUCAAGCUAAUGAGAAAUUUCAAGAUUUAGGAGCGGCCUAUGAAGUAUUAUCAGAUAAAAAAAAACGUGCUAUCUAUGAUCGACAUGGAGAGGAAGGUUUAAAAGAAAUGCAAGGUGAUAGUGGUGGUGGAUUUAAUCCAUUCAAAGAUUUCUUUGGUAGUGGUAGUCCAUUUAAAGACUUCUUUGGUGAUGGUUUUAGUGAAGAAGAAACUGAAGAGGUUAUUCAUAAAGGAAGUGAUUUAAAUAUUGAUUUAUGGAUAACUUUGGAAGAAGCAUAUAAUGGUAAAAUUUUAGAUAUUCAAAGAGUUAAAUCAUAUUACAAAGAAACGAGUGGAACUAGAAAAUGCAAUUGUAGAUUAGAAAUGAGAACUAAAAACAUGGGUGGUGGUGCUUUUCAAAUGUUCCAAGUUCAAGUAUGUGAUAAUUGUCCUAAUAAAGAAAUUGUCCAUGAAGACAUUGAAUAUAAUAUUGAAAUAGAAAAAGGUGUUGAUGAAGGUCAUGAAAUUCUUAAACAUGGUGAAGGUGAACCACACAUUGAUGGUGAAUCAGGUGAUUUAGUGCUACGAAUAAAAUUAGAAAAACAUCCAAUAUUUGAGAGGCGUGGAGAUAAUUUAUAUACAAAUCUUACAAUUUCUUUAGAGCAGUCAUUAAUUGGAUUUCAAAAGGAAAUAGUCCAUAUGGAUGGGCAUAAAUUAGAAAUAACCCGACAACAAGUUACUCCACCUAAUUCAAAGAUACGUAAAAAGGGUGAAGGAAUGCCUAAUAUAUCAGAUAACACAAAAAAAGGUGAUUUGAUUGUUACAAUUGAUGUUGAGUUCCCUAAAAUAUCUUUAUCAACAUCAGAGAAGGAAGAAAUAUCAAAAAUUUUAAAACAACCAUCAUAUGAUAAUAAAAUAUAUAACGGGUUGUAG
Strongyloides ratti is the source of this 1095-nucleotide messenger RNA. Its product is annotated as DnaJ homolog subfamily B member 11. The transcript has a single exon. NCBI's taxonomy places the organism in Eukaryota, Metazoa, Nematoda, Chromadorea, Rhabditida, Strongyloididae. Gene Ontology annotation, biological process: protein folding; protein maturation. The record is from RefSeq and is a predicted model, not a curated record. Gene Ontology annotation, cellular component: endoplasmic reticulum. Gene Ontology annotation, molecular function: misfolded protein binding. The coding region runs from base 1 to 1095 and encodes 364 amino acids.